Molecule: messenger RNA, 1457 nt
Organism: Prunus avium (sweet cherry)
Lineage: Eukaryota; Viridiplantae; Streptophyta; Magnoliopsida; Rosales; Rosaceae
Source: RefSeq, a predicted model, not a curated record
UUGAGCCCGUUGACUACCAUACCUGUAGUGAUGCUAGUCGGACUUGGUAUGUUCGUUUAUGGGUUCCCUCAGUUGGGCACUUGUGCCGUAGUCGGACUUCCCACAUUGGCGACGCUAUUUUUCAUAGCACAGUGCCUCCCCUAUCUUGUGUCCAGAUCUAGAGAAGAACAAUGUAACAGAUUUAGCUUUCUUCGUUACUUGAGGGCAAACCCAAAUGAAAUUCAACGAUUUGCACUGCUGUUCUUAGUACCCUUUGUGUGGCCAUUUGCAGUAAUUAUGUCUACUGCAUAUGGUCAUACUCAUAGCAGUUGCCGCGUUCAUUUGUCUGGACUUUUCAGCGGCGCUCAUGGAUUUUGGAUCCCAAAUCUAUUUCAGUGGGGUUCUCCCACUCUUGAUAUUCGAGAUGUGGUUCCCAUGGUGGUUGCUGUUUUGAUUUCCGCUAUUGAGUCUACAGGCACUUUUUUGGUGGCAUCGAGGUACGGGUUGGCCACCCCUCCUCCACCUUUUGUUCUCCGUCGAGGAGUUAUAUGGCAGGGCAUAGGCACCUUAUUAGCAGGGGUUUUCAGCACAGGGAUUGGCUUUACAGCAUCAGUUGAAAAUGCCGGGCUACUAGGAUUGACCAGGCAAGGAAGCAAGCGAGCCGUACAAAUUGCCGCUGCAUUUAUGAUUGGCUUCUCUAUAUUAGGAAAGUUUGCUGCAUUUGUUGCUUCUUUGUCAUUGCCAAUUGUGGGAGCAGUGUAUUGUCUCCUCUAUCCAUAUGUGGGUAUGUCUUUGUUUCAAUGUGAAUGUUAGCCUCUGCUUCCUUAUGUUUCUUUAGCAUUGAUAUUGCCUUGCUUCUUGUUUGCCUCUUCCUUGUGCUUCUUUAUCAUUGCUAUUGCCUUGGUUGUUAUUAGCCUCUGCUUCCUUGUGUUUCUUCAGCUUUCUCCUUGGACUUCCAUUAAUAUUUGACUUUUUCUUUCCCACAAAAGAACUCUUGUUGUUGCUUCCAUUCACCCUAUUACUCUGUACUUAGGUAUUAUUCCUCUGUUCCACAACACCAUGUUCUUGUUGCUGCUUAUCCACAACCUGAGCAGCCUCCUCCUUCUCCAACCCCAGCUCGUUAUUGUUACCAUGGUCUUUUUCAGUUCAAGUCUAAAGUAUCUUCCCCUUCCUUGGUAACGGUGGCCUCUUAUCCCAAAAACCGCCUUAAGCCCUUGUUGAUCAUGAUUGGCCUCCAUUUUUAAUAUUUCCUUUUUCUUCUAUUGCCUUGGUUCUUAUUAGCCUCUGCUUCCUUAUGUUUCUUCAGCUUUCUCCUUGGACUUCCGUUAAUAUUUGACUUUUUCUUUCCCACAAAAGAACUCUUGUUGUUGCUUCCAUUCACCCUAUUACUCUGUACUUAGGUAUUAUUCCCCUGUUCCACAACACCAUGUUCUUGUUGCUUGCUUAUCCACAACCUGAGCCUCCUCCUCGUUCUCCAA